This is a messenger RNA of Podarcis lilfordi (Lilford's wall lizard), 32888 nucleotides long. The record is from the annotation of a GenBank genome assembly. Lineage: Eukaryota; Metazoa; Chordata; Lepidosauria; Squamata; Lacertidae.
AUGGAGCAGUGUAUUCCAAGCAAAUACAUGGCCAUUCAUGACUUCAAAAAGAGGGUAUGUGACUUGUGGGGGGGAAAUCAGGAGAAAGAGACUAAUUUGAAAUAAGACAUGACUAAUUUCCAGGAGAAAGUGUUACAAUUAAAAUGCAUCUUUAAACAUGCUUUCAGUAAACUGGCAAUGCUAAUAAGCAGAACUUGUAUACCUGGCCAUGAAAUAUGUUAAUGUUUAUUAGAGAUAUUUAUGCUUCUGAUGUGUUCACAAAUAACGCUUUUUGAAAAUGUGUAUCGAACCUCUUCAUUGUAUUCUAUCCAUUUAAAAGGAAGCUGUGUUUUUAACCCAGUUGGAUUGAAAACCUUAGUUGUGAGCAGUGCUGAAUAUAUCAGCUUUGAUAAGAAAUAGUUCAAGCCUUAGUUACUGCAUAGCAACCAGUGUGUGUGUGUGAAUGGGUUUUGCACUGGGGGUGAGGGAGGUUGUGUGGCAAGGUCCCGACCCCCCCCCCCUUGGUAGAAUAAAGACACAUGACUCAAAUAUUUAAGGUUAAUGGGCUAAAAAAAGGCCACAACUUUAUUGGUUACAGGUGAUGAGCGGUGUAUCUGACUCCAGCCCAUCUGCAAGGAGUCCAGGAAGGAGUUAACCACCAGUAGGGGGAGUCCUGCUGAUGCACAUCAACUAUGAACUCCCCCAGGGGUCACUGAUAGGGGUUGUGCCUUAGGCCCUAACCUUCCUAGGCUUCAGACAGGGCCACGGCCCCCGGAAUCCUUUAACAGAAUACCCUUCACUAUGUGGGGCAGGUGAUGGCACUACAUCCACUCUUCUCUUCUCCAGAAACAUUCCAACACCUAACCACCAAACCUUAAAAGUUGUGACAAUUUGCUACGAGGUAGACGAAAACCAAGUGGCUGGUGCCAAUUUGCCAAGUGGAAAAAUUCCUACCAGGCCCCUCAACGGCGACCAACCGAAGUCCAUAGCAAUGCCAAAAGACAUGAAAACUUUAAAGGGCGGGAGGAUGGGAAAACUGGAGCAGCUGGAAGCAGGAAAGAGAAAGAUCUCCCGGCUGCGUCCUGCCUUUAUGGGGCAGGCCACACACCCCAGACCAACCGGAUUGGUCGGCCUGGCCAAUGACACAGCCGGGAAUCCCCCAGUCGCAGGGCUGGCUACCCACCCCCUGCGCACGUGGGAGGGUCAUGAGAGCCCGCAACACCACCUCCUCCUUAAGGCGGAAGUGGCCUUGCGGGGCAAGGUCCUGAUCCCUCCCCCCCUUGGUAGAAUAAAUACACAUGACUCAAAUAUUUAAGGUUAAUGGGGUAAAAAAGGCCACAACUUUAUUGGUUACAGUAUUGGCUUAGGCUAUGGUUACCAGAUUUUUUUUCAAUGAAUCCGGGGACACUUCUUUUUUUUUUCCUUUUUUUCUUUUUUUGAAGCUGAGUAGUAACAGGGAGUCAGUAGUGGGGAUGGUGAGGCAAAAGACCCUGGGCCCAAGCAGAUCUGCAUAUUGUAUAAACGUGCAAAGCCCUUCUUUCACGCCCUGUGAAACAUAAAUGCGCAGAGUUUUAAAAAAACUGGGCAACGCCCGCCCACCCACCCACAACUCCUGAGCCUCCUCCGAUCAGUCAAAACAAAGGGGGAAGGGGGCAGGAGAUUUGUACCACUGAAUGUCCCCGGUACCCCUUUGGCAGUGGCGGUGGCAGUGGCAAUCAGCAGCCCGUAGCCAGCCUGGUAGCGCAGUUGGCUCUGGCUGACUUCAGGAGCUGCUCGCUGCCGUGGCACCCACCAUUUUUCCUUGCCAGAAGUCCCCAUAUGAUGUGUUGUGCACAAGACACAUCAUAUGGGGACUUCCGGAGAGGGAAAAUGGCGGGCACCACAGAAGCGAGCAGCUCCUGAAGCCAGCCAGAGUCAACUGCGCUACCAGACUGGCUCUGGGCUGCUGAGGCUGCCGCUGGACAGAUUUGUAAAUCUGGGGACAUUCUGGGGGCAGAAUUUGUCCUGAGACAGAAACUGGGGACAUCUGGUAACCCUAGCUUAGGCAUUGGAUCUAACCAACUAUAUCUGACUCCAGCCCGUCUGCAAGGAGUCCAGGAAGGGUUAACCACCAGUAGGGAAAGUCCUGCUGAUGCACAUCAACUAGGAGCUCCCCCGGGGGUCACCAAUAGGGGUCGUGCCUUAGGCCCUAGCCUUGCUAGUGGCAUCAUUCCCCACAAUACAGAUGUUGGUUUUCUUCUCCUGUAGUGGCUGCUCAGGCAUUUAGCUCAGUUCAGGCCUAGGGAUGAGGAAAUCAAAAUCUGAUAGAGCAUUUGCAUGCAUGCCAAUUUGUGUACACCUCUUGACUGACAUCACUCACCUUCCUCUAUCGGGCUAUACCUGUGGUGAAAUCCCCACUCAGGCAUAAGGCUCGCUACAUGACUGCUUCAGGCAGUACCUCUCAGUGUAACCUACUCAGAGUUGUUGUUAGGAAAGAAUUGUGGAGCAGAGAACCAUAGGACAAAAUAACAAUGCAACAGAGGCAUUCCUGGAGCAGCUUUGCAACUGCAUUUAUCAAAUCUAUUUUUGCAAGGUGAAAAAAUGAACAUAUAGGCAAAUCUGUGCCCAUGUGAUUGGGUGCUCAGCGAGCAUGCUAUUUUGUUGUUUUUUUUUCAAAAGUCAAAAAACCCUGUAGUUAAGUAUUUGUUUUGCAAAACACAGUUCAUUUGAUCAAUAAAUGUAAUUCAAUUAACGGAGCCGUCCAACACAUAAGUAGAUAAUAAGCUAAUAAGCUAUUAACAUGGCCUAGAGAAAAACAUGCAAAAGGUUAACAUUUUCCAUUGGCUUUUGAAAAUAUAUAAUCACAGCAAACCCAUCAUAUCAAGGCGCCCACUCAGCCUUAAUCAAGUCAAGGGUCCCACUCAGUCCUGAUUACAAUUUUUGUGGCUGUCGAAUUUAUUUAUUUAUUUUACACUAAUACAGACCCUGUGACCCUUCAGACGCUGCUGGACUCCAACUCCAUCAGCCCCAGAGAGCAUAGUCAAUGGCUGAUGGGAAGUGGCCGUAGAUUCCCUGCUCCUACACUCCAUGUAUUCUAUAACUAGUCUAAACCAAAGCAGCUUCAUUGCGGCAUAUUUAUACCAGAGCUAUUGUAUGUUGGAAGGCAGAGGGCCUUCUUGGUAGUAGCACCUGCCCUGUGGAAUGCCCUCCCAUCAGAUGUCAAGGAAAUAAACAACUAUCUGAUUUUUAGAAGACAUCUGGAGGCAGCUCUGUUCAGGGAAGUUUUAAAUGUUUGAUGUUUUAUCGUGUUUUUAAUAUUCUGUUGGGAACCAGCCAGAGUGGCUGGGGAGGCCCAGAUAAAUGGGCAGAGUACAUUUAAUAAAUUAUUAUUAUUAUUAUUAUUAUUAUUAUUAUUAUUAUUACUACUACUACUACUACUACCACUACUAUUUCUGUUCCUCCACAUUAUAGGGAUUGUAGAAUAAAUGGAAGAGCUAGCAGGUAGGCCAAUUGUCAUAGAAUCAUAGAAUGUAGAGUUGAAAGCAACCCUGUGGAUCAUCUAGUCUAACUCCCCACAGUGCAGGAAUAUGCAACCGUCUCAUAUGGGGAUUGAACCUACGACCUUGGUGUUAUCAGCACCUUGUUCUAACCCAGUGUUUCCCAAUCAAAGGCCAUAUAGCCCCCUGGGAGACCCUAGGAUAUUCCAAGGAGGCCACAGGUGAAAAUCGCGAAAGUGGAGGGCCACAGCACGAGGCUAGAGGGCCACAGAGGGAAGUGAGAAAUGAAGAAGAAAAAAAUCAUAUAUAUUUUUAAUUAUGAAAAAUGUCCUGAUUGGCUGGUUAUCUGCUUGGCCAAACACAAGCGGGUAAGGGGGCUGCCCACCAGGGCCCAACGCUCCUUUUUGCCACGUGUGUUUUCUUGGAUCAAACCAGGCCUGAGCUACCCAGGCAGACCACACACUCUGCCACAAUACACUUUGGAGAACAGGGACUUCAGUCUUGAUCCUCCAUACUCUGAUUCGACAUUCCCCAAGCUGAUGCCCUCCAGUUGUUUCGAACCACAACUCCAAUCAGCCAGUAACCAGGGAUGAUGGGAACUGUAGCUCAAAACUUCUGGGAAGCACCAAGCUGGGCUUGGCUGCUUUAAUCCGUUCUCAAAAUGGCCCCCUGGCAAAACCUAACUGCUACUCUGCCAUUCCUCUUUAAUCAGGUAAUAAAAAAUGCUAGUAUCUGGAAAUAAUUGAGAACGUGGCAGAUUUAUCCCAUUGAUGAAUCAUGUAUAACCUCGUGUGUGUUGUCAGCCUCUAGAAAACUCCCGAAGAAAUAAAGGCUUCUUUGCUAUUGGCUGGAACCACACAGGAAAUCCUUCGAUGCACUUAAGAGAUUGGUAACAGUACCUCCUUCAGGUGGACGAGCAUCGCGAGUCGAGCAGGCUGUCUCCUUAGCGACACUGAAUCCAAAGAGUUCCAGCCAAGACCCCAAAGGGGUUUUUGUGUUUCUGUCAAAGGGAUGCCGUGUUGCAAAGCCAGGAAGAGGAAAGAUGGGGGGAGAUGCUUUUUCGGAAGGCAAAUAGCUUCAUGGGAGCCUUGAAAGCUUCACGCAGCCGCGCAACAUGUCUGAAAGGUAGGCAGCUGAAAGUAGGCGAGUAACUUUAGUCUUUGCACUAUUGACUUGACACACUUUGAAAAACCGAGAUAGGGUUACAGGAUUGAGUAUCUCCUUUUUUGUAUAUUAACGCACAGUUAGCAGUCACUGAAUGGCUGAGGCUGGUUCUGCGUGCUGGGAAAGCGAAGGAGAAAUAUGUCACUUAUUCAUUACUGAAGACAAAUAGCAUCCUCGAAGAAAUGGAUUAUUUAUGAAAAGCAGGUACAAACAGCCUCUCAAAUGCGAUAUUAAAUGUACAGUCGUUAACAUUAUUGACGACUAGCCUGGUGUCCGCGUUUUGCAUCCGCCGGCGAUGGCUAAUUGUAUGCGAAAUGGCUAAUUAUGCUAAUUGGGUCUGAAUUGCAAGUCAGAGACAUUUUCUGUGCAGCAAAGAAAUGAAUGCCGCAAUGUUAGUAUAAUCCUUCACUGUGUGGCCACACGCUGGAAAGGUAUGUGCGUUGGUAAAAUUGCUCUCAAAUGGUUCUGUUAUAAUAGUUGGAGCCUCUAAUGAAGCCCCAAAAGAUAUAUUGCUGUGUCUAAUGGCUCAAAUGUCGGUGGUGGUGGUGGCGAGACCUGGAAUGUGCCCCUCUAAAGUAUGCCAAGCUACAGCUGGGUUGUUAAGCUAGCAGGAGAGAGAUGGCUGCAAUCACCAGAACAGCAGGGUCAGAACAAAAUAAGAAUAAAAAAAGAAAAAUAGCAGUCACUGUGGAGUGUUGAAAGGACUUCGGUGUAAUGUAGGCCUUCAUAGAUGAGGGUCCACGGCUAUUUAUUUCCAUCCCGUCUCACAUAAUGGUCAACUGACCAGAAAAAAACACGCAGGCUUCUUUAGUUGUUCUGCUUUCUGGCACUUGCCAGAACAUAAAUAAGGAAGGCUUGCUGUUGUUUUCCCUCCCUAACCUGCUUGACUUUUAAAGCGGUAUAUUUUGGGUGAACUGCACUGGCCACACAACCAAACUCUGGGCUCGCUAGCCCCCAAACCUACCUAAAAGAAUUGGGCUCCACCUAGGGAGGCCAGGUGCUAAAGUACAGCCCUGUAUUGGAAGGGUGGUUCUGUGUUUCGUCCUCUGCUGUUUUCGCAGAAACUCACUAAAACCUGAGUGAAUGCUAUAGCAGACUUUAUUCUUCAUGAGGCCUGGGAGCCAGGCCACAACACUGGGUUAGCUCUCCAGGAGCUGGUCUUCUGGUCAAAGUUGCUUCUCUUAAAGGGGCCAUGUGGCACUUAUUUAGCUGGUAACACAUACGCUACAGUCUGGUCCAAGUCCAGUUUAAAAAUAAAGAACGGGAAGAAAGGAGGGCAGGAUGGACCUUAAAGUUGCCCACCAACAGUUAGAUUGAGCAGGCACAGCUUCUUCCCUGCUAUGGUGAGAGGUCUUGCAUUUUCACUGUAGCAUUUACAAAUGUGCAUCCUUACAUAAGCAUUGUUGUUGGUGUUGUUGUUUAGUGGUUUAGUCGUGUCCAACUCUUCGUGACCCCAUGGACCAGAGCAUGCCAGGCACUUCUGUCUUCCACUGCCUCCCGCAGUUUGGUCAAACUCAUGCUGGUAGCUUCAAGAACACUGUCCAACCAUCUCGUCCUCUGUCGUCCCCUUCUCCUUGUGCCUUCAAUCUUUCCCAACAUCAAGGUCUUUUCCAGGGAGUCUUCUCUUCUCAUGAGGUGGCCAAAGUAUUGGAGCCUCAGCUUCAGGAUCUGUCCUUCCAGUGAGUACUCAGGGCUGAUUUCCUUAAGAAUGGAUAGGUUUGAUCUUCAUAAGCAUUAGCAUAUCCAAAUGUUAUGCAGAUCUGCGUCAUCAUUUGCCCUCUUUUUUGGGUGAUGAACAAGUGUCCAACUCUACCCUUCCAGCAGCCUGCUUUGGGCUCUGUCCUCAUGCCCUGCCCUGGCAUCUGAAUUUUGUAUUUCAAAGCUAGCAGUCCUAACCCCGCAAGCCGUCCCUCCCAGUCCUCACAUCCCUCACAUUUACUAGUCAUUUACAGCAAUGCAUUGUUUUUCCAUUCAUCCCUGCCACUGAGAUUGCAAAAAACCAAGUGCCACACACAGCCCUCUAAUUCUAUCUGGUGAUUGUAAGUUGGCUCAUGUAGAGCAAGAGCACAGUGCAAAUAGGAAGAGCUGCUAUGUUAUCCUUCUCUUGAUAACCCCCUGCCUGGAUUGCCUGCCGCUCAUUGUUUCUUUCACACAUGGAGUUGGUGUUCAGCCACAAUGCUGGAGUUCCAUUGCUGUGUGAUUUACUUUUCUUAUCUCUGUGGGUUUUGCUAUUGGAGAAUCCACUCCUGUGGUCUCAGAUGACCCUGAUUCUUUUCAAAUGCUUUCCCUCGUCCCUCAGAAAAAUUGAAGGAGGACAUCCUAGGGCUAUCAGACAGAAAAGGACAAAGGUUUGUUCUCUGCUGCCCCAGAGGGUGGUUCUUGAGCCACAUCCACAAGAGACAUUUAUAGCACUAUUAGAUCACUUCGAACAGUCAUGGCUUCUUCCCAAAGAAUUCUGGGAACUGUAGUUUGUUAAGGGUGCUGAGAGUAGUUAAAAGACCCCUGUGCCCCUCAAAAAGUGGCAAUUCCCAGAGUUUUCUGGGAAGAGGCUUUGCUUGUGAGGCUAUACUAGAAUUGUAGCUCUGGGAAGGUAAUAGGAACCUCCUAACAACUUUCAGUGCCUUUAAUAAAAUACUGUUCCUAGAAUUAUUUGUGGGAAGCCAUCACUGUCUAAAUUGGUACCAUGGUGCUUUAAAUGUAUUGUAUGGAUGCAGCAGUUGCUGGGAGGCUAUUGGACAAGAUGUUUCCGGUCAUUGGAUUACUCAGUAUUGGGUGACUCACAGAUGAAUUGUCUCCAUUAAAAAGUUGACUUUGAAUGAUAUGAAAUUGGGUGCUGACUCAUUCACACAUCCAAGCAAUUGCUUGUUACUGUAGUCAAUGAGUGGUGAUUACAAGCCCCUUUUAAGACACUGAGAGGGGCUGAAUGUUUAUUUGAAACCUCCUUCCUUCCCACAGUACUAUGUGUCAAUAUUAUUUUUCUCUCCACUGGAAAAAAAACCACCCAAAUAUGCAUAUAAUAUUUUCAGACACCAUAUAUUACUAUAUUCAAUACUAUAUUGGAUUCACUUGUAAUGUGGUGCGCACUUCCAGUCCUUCUGCAUAUGGGAACCUCUUUUCAUGUUUUAUCACAUAAUAUAAACAUCUAGAACAAUGGCAAAGGAUUCUCUCUCUCUUUUCUUUUUUACAUAUAAUGACAAACUGUAUUUGGGUUAUUGUAAAUCUUACGAUUUCUUAUUUUCUCUCCCCUCCCCUCCCCCCUCGCCCAUCCAACAUAACUUGGCAGCCAAUUCAGACAGCCGAUUAUCAAAAGUAAUUUUUCUCGGAAGUUCUGUGGAGAGAAAAGAUAAUGACAGUCUUGAGUGCAGCACUGUUGACCGUAAUCUAUUUUUAAUAAAGGAUAAUUUGGAGAACGUUUUUUCUCCUUCAAAUGGGCAGAGCUAGAUAAGGGCAGAAAGCUCUGGUAACAUGCGGAAAAUCUUCAACCAGUUCCUUGUUGUCAAUUCUCCUCAGGAUUCUAUGUGCAGUGGUCUCAAAUCUUUUACAUCCCUCUGUAGUAUCUGAUAAGUGAGUCCUCCCAGCAAAAGCAGAAAGCGCAGAGAGGGGACCAAUUGCUUUCUGGCUGAUGAGGUGUGAGAGUACCCGAUUCCACUUCUAAAACAUGCAGCCUAAUUGUUGAUGUGAAACCUACCAGCUACAGUUGAUGUUUUUAAGGUGUGUUUAAUUUAGUUAGCGCAUGGCAAGGGGACAUUAUCAUCCUAUAGUUGAAUUUGUUUUGUGAUUAUUUCCCCCCCAUUAGGCUUAUGGAGUUCAUUAGUGAGAUUCUUGCCAGUGGGGAGGGGAGGGGAAUUGGCGACAACAUCGCAGUCCCUAUCUACCAAUGUUGAUUAUCAAUGCUGAUGUGGCCUCUUCAUGGAUGUGGCCCAAGCAAUUGCCCCUUGCACACACACACACCCAUAUACCCAAACAGAGAUGACCAGGCACUUGUGAACAUGAACUGCCUCUCAUCUGGUUUGUCCCCAGAGACCCACUUACAGCAGUCUUCUAAUAUCAGCAGUCCCAACCUAAAGAGAGACCUCUCCUGUUACAAAUUACCAGGGGGCUGAAAGAGAGAAAGGCCUAGGACAGGGGAGGGAUAAAUAUUAUAGCCCAAGGGCCAUAUUCCUUCAAUGGGAACCUUUUCAGGGCCACAUACCAGCGGUAAGUGUGCCCAGAGGCAAAAGUGAGUGGAGCAACAGAUAUGUCUCUUGAUUUUGUACAGUAGGCUGCAUCCAAGCCAUGGAGACUUUACUGCACACCUUUCUCUAUCCAAACAAGUAAGAGGCAUUAUCGCAGUUCAAUAUUCCAGCCAGGCAAAAGCAUGCAAGGACGGGGCUGAGCCAAGCCAGUGAGGAUGUGGGACGUGAUGGAGCAUGGCCUAGAGAGAUUCCUGAGGGGCAGAUCGAUAGAACUGGAGGGCCACAUAUAACCCACUCACACACACACCACUUCCCUGGACCUGAGGUUUCCCACUCCUGGUCUAGAGCUAUGAGCAUAGCAGUUUCUGUCAGAGCAUUAGUGGUAUGAAUUCCUCUCUAGAAGUAAGGCCUGUGAUUUAUGGUAACAACCAAUUUCUCACUGUGGGCAAAAGGAGGAAAAUAACUCUGCCAAGACAGACAGCAUGAAUCUUUUUUCCCCCUCCACUUAAUGGUUGAUAUCAUCUAAAGCGCGUCUCCCAGAGGGCCUGUUUGGAGAUUCAGACCGCGCCAAAGUGCUCUCCGAUCUAGGCAGAAAGCUAAGGUAGUUUAAAAUAUGGUAAGCUGUAAUUGUUUUAAAUUGCAUCCUGCCUCUACUGCCACAAUUAGUUAAACUCGCCCUUAAGAGGCAAUAAUAAAAAGGAGAGCAAGGGGGAAAUUGUCAUCUAGCUGAACCGAUCACCUUACCUGGAGUUUUAAAAUAUUAUGAGGUGUGAAAAUACAACCAGCUGAAGCUCAGCAUCUUGCUGGCUGAAAUGCUGUUCACCUUGAAUGUAUCUUUUAUAUACCUGCCCUCCAGCACCAAUUCCCCAGCCGCCAUUUAGCUCAGCUCUGUCUAGUAUGAAAGAGAGCAAGUUCCCAGAAUCUGAGCCAGAGGCCUCUCACGGCACUUCCGCCUGUGAUGCUUUUAGCUGGAGAUGGAACCUAUGACCUUCCGCUUGUCCAUGUCCUGUGCUUUCCAGAUAUGGUCUCGCACUCUCUUGCUUCUUUCAAUGGAUAGAGAUAUUAAGGCAGCCUUAUGGGAUAAGAAGAGUGCAGAGAAGGCUCGUGGUGUUUUCACCAUCUGUGUUCGUUUAUGAAGACACAAGAAGGCCAGGUGGGAAGGAAGCAGGCAGAAAGGCAGGCACAGGAAGAUGUUUUAAGGCAGGUCAAUCUAUAGCCUUUGUGCAUUGUACACAUGGAGAUCCAUCCAUGCAAUUAAGGGGAAGUAGGGCCCCACCACUAGCUUUGUCUCCAUAAGAACAGCCCUGCUGGAUUGGAUCGAAAGCCUUUCUAGUCUAGCAUUCUUUUCAACCAGAUUGUGCUGGUCCCAAGGGUUAAUCAAGUGGCGAGGUCCGAGUCCAGUCCAAGGUCGAGGGUGCGGUAUGGAGGCUGUCUGUCAAAGCUGAAGCAGGGUCCAAGGCAGGCAGUCAGGUGAGGUCAGGAACUCUGGCAGAAGAGUAGGACAGGGUGCAGGCAGGAACUGGCUACCAACAACGUUGCUCCCGCAACCUGGGACUGGGGCUGGCUGGCUUUUAUCUGCCCCAAGGCAUAGGGUGGCCCCAGUCCACAGGUGACUCGCCUCUCCUGGCCUGGAGGCGAGCACUCCUCCUGCAGGAACUCAGUUCCCUCCGCCUCUCUGCCCUGAGCCUCUGCAGCUCAGGAGAGGCUGGAGGGUUACCAGACCCAGAGGCAACCUCCUCUUCCCCUGACAGGGCUGAGAGUGGCGCACCUGCAGGCAAUGGGUCCUCCAUCACCUCAGGGGCCAGAGCAGACUCAGCUGGUGCCUGCACCUGAGGAUCCGGCACAGGUGAGGACCCUUCAGGCUCAGGCCCCAGCCCCGGCUCAGCUGGUUCUGGAGGCGGGGACUCCUGUGCAGGCUGGGAUCCCUCAGGUUCAGCCUCUGAGUCCGAAUCCCAGGCCAUCACACAGAUACAUCCCUGGGGCCAUAGGAUACAUUGGCUCUCUCCUUCCAGUGUUGGGGAGAGAAAGAGAGCUCUGACCUUGGAGAAGGAGAUCUAAUGUCUGAUUCCUCUCUCUGAAUCUCCCAUGGCUUUUUCUAGCCUUCCAAAUAUGGGACCUCCAAAAUAGGUGUGGAAGAGGGUGAGCAUCAAGGCAUGAUAGUGCAGACCAGGGGAAAACUUGUGCCUUCCUGAUCCCAAGACACAAACUAGAGAUUUAAUUUUGCCAGCCAGGAGCUGGUGUAGCUCAGUCCCAUUUCUUUCCCUCCAGUUACUCUUUCGCAUAUCUGUAGAGCCAGUCUGCAACAGGCUUCAUAUUUGAAUAUCAUCCUAUCAGAUCAGCUUCUUCAUCUAGCUGUCGCUUUUUUCUUUUAUCUUCAUUUCUUCUUUUAUCUUCUUUUUUUUUUUACACCACAACUUUGCAUUUUCUUAGCAUUAAAUAUCUGCAACUGAACCUGUGGUAUCCCUGCUGUAGCAUUUUCAAUCUCGCAUUCGUAGACUAAAUCAUUUUAACAAAUGACUAUAAUUUAAAUCAGGGGCAGGCAGACUUGAGGCUUGUCUGAUCUGCUUGGUUUUUACUAGAAUCCCAAGGUCUGCCCAUCAGAGCCAUUUUCAAAAGGGCAAGAUGCUUAGAGUGAAAGAAAAGGGUGCCUCGGAGCACAUCCGGAGUAUAGGAAUUUCUUUGCAGCACCCAGCAAUGAACCAAGCUCACAAUCCUUUCACACCAAAGUCCGCACCUUCUUGGAAGAAGUACUCCUCUGAAUACCAGUGGCAAGAAAUCAAAAGUGGGGAAGAGUUGUUUCACUCAAAUCCUGCUGGCUGACUGGCUUCCCAUGGAAAUCUGGUUGGCCACUGCAAGAAUAAGAUGCUAGACUUGAUGAGUCUUUGGGAGCUUUCUUGAUGUUCCUCAACACCAGCAUCCAUGGUUUUCCUCUAUGCUUGGUUAAAGCCAUUUUGGGAUAGACUCUGCAGAAAAGUAGCUGCAAAGGAAUGACACAGAAGAAGACCUAUCCAGAUCCAAGCCAAUAACUCUUUUGCAUUUUGUCUAGAUGCUUAUUAAUUCAGUAAAUUGUUCCUAAGUGGCCUCAGUCUCUUAAGAAAAUAUUGCUGCUGGUGCCAGACUUCUAUCUUGGAAAACAUCCCCAUAGAAACCUGAUCAAAACUGGGUAAUGUUAAUAGUGAACUACAGUGGUACCUCGGGUUACAUACGCUUCAGGUUACAUACGCUUCAGUUUACAGACUCCGCUAACCCAGAAAUAGUACCUCAGGUUAAGAACUUUGCUUCAGGAUGAGAACAGAAAUCGUGCUCCAGUGGCACAGCAGCAGCGGGAGGCCCCAUUAGCUAAAGUGGUGCUUCAGGUUAAGAACAGUUUCAGGUUAAGAACGGACCUCCGGAAUGAAUUAAGUACUUAACCCGAGGUACCACUGUACCAUCUGGUGGCAUUAAAUGUGGAAGGAACCAUAAAAUCAUAGCGCCUCAUUCCACUUCGCAAUGAAGCUCCUUGGGUCGCCAUCAGCUAGUCGCUUUCAUUCUGCUAAACUUACCUCACAGGGUUGGUGUGCUGAUAAAAUAAGAGAGAAGCAAUGUAUGCCACCCUGACUUCUUUGGGUAGGGUAGGAAAUAAUAUUUGAAUCAUCAUCAUCAUCUCAACUCUAUAACACUCUGCACUAACAACCACCUCUCUCCUAUUCUGAAUUAUUUUCCAUGUGCAUUGUGACAUGGUAUAAUGACAUAUUUUAUGACACUGACAGUGCAUCAGAUGAUUAUAUUGUAUAAAGCUAAUAAAAGUCACCCCCACAGAACAGUUCACUCAAAGCAGCUUCAAAUCCUUGCACACAGCAACAAUCUAAUGUGGCUACACGGAGAGGAAAGGCACAGUAAAUUAACAUUUUUAUCGGCUUGGGAAUAGAGGCACGUAAAUAUUGUUUUCCAAUCCAGCUUCAUAAAUCAACUGUAAACACCAAAACACAUACACAGAUGUUUGUCAGACUCUAAAUUUAAGCUCGUAUAAGUCAGCCCAUGUAUAAAACAAAAGAAAUGUGAGAUUCAGAGGAUGUGUUAGUAAAACGACUAUGUGCUUGAUCCAAGCCAGGGUUUGUAGGGGAGUCUUGGCUGAGCGCAGUAAACAUCCAGAAUGGGCUGCAGGUCAUCAGGACCCUGGACAGCUCACAGUGGCACUUAGUAGCUCCUAGGUAUAAGCUUGCUCCAACAGUAGUCUAGAGCAGGUGGUUCCCAACCUUUUUGGGUAAGGUGACUCACAAGUAUACUUGGUCUCUUGAGCCAUCAGUUUAUUGUCACCUGAAUUUUGGACCUUAGGUCUUCUCUGCCACCAGCCUCCAGAGAACUAAGUGUGGUGUAAUGAUUAGAGUGUCAGACUAGGACCUGGGAGACGAGGGUUCAAAUCCCCACUCAGCUACAAAGUCCAUUGGGUGACCUUGGGCCGAAAAGGUGGCAUUUACAUCCCACCUUUCUUCCAAGGAGUUCAAUGUGGUGCACAACAAAUGUGAGUCCUGAAGUCUUACUUCAUAAGUAAAGCCAAAAUAACUGUUGCUUGUAAUCUGUAACUAGUAAAGGUAAAGGUACCCCUGCCCGUACGGGCCAGUCGUGUCUGACUCUAGGGUUGUGCGCCCAUCUCACUUAAGAGGCCGGGGGCCAGCGCUGUCCAGAGACACUUCUGGGUCACGUGGCCAGUGUGACAAAGCUGCUCUGGCAAGCCAGCACCAGCGCAGCACACGGAAACGCCAUUUACCUUCCCGCUAUAAAGCGGUACCUAUUUAUCUACUUGCCUUUAAUAGUGCUUUCGAACUGCUAGGUGGGCAGGAGCUGGGACCGAAAGACGGGAGCUCACCCCGCCGCGGGGAUUCGAACCGCCGACCAUGCGAUCGGCAAGCCCUAGGCACUGAGGUUUUACCCACAGCGCCACCUGCGUCCCUACAAUCUGUAACUAGAAUACCUCUUAACAUUUUUCUUGCUGUUUCGUUGCCCUAUUAUAAUGCUGUGUUCACACUUGUAACCAAACACUGGAAAGCGUUAAAAUUUAAGGCUCAAGACUUUGGUGUGGUACCAGAGAGAGGUUCAGAGGAUGAGACAGAAGCAUCCCUUCCCUCUUCAGUGUGGGAGAGAGCUAUCUCCUCAGGCACAGAGGAUGAAGGCAUAACUGGUCCCCGAUGCUCCCCUUCCAUGGAAGUCUUUGAUGGGAGUUGCUUCAGAUAUUCUUUUCUGUAAUACAGACUCUCUCCUUGGGUGAUUCCUAAAUCUAAUCUUCUCCUUUUUCUGUGACGUUGGACAUCUUCUUUGUUGGGGGGGGGCAUGAUGGAGCAAAAGUGUACACAGUCCAGAACCCUGGGAAAUGGAAGGUUCAAGACCAUGUAAGCAGGAACCUGGAGUCAUCCAGAUGUAUGUACUGUGCAAGCUGUGCCAUUCAUGUAGGGAUGGAGAACCUGCGGCUCUUCAGAUGUUUUAGGACUCAUCACAGACCAUCAAUGGAGGAAUACAGGUUCACGAUUCAUGCUUGAGUAAAUAAAGGCCAUGGGGUGGAACCAGUAGGCAUGGCCCACAGAUCUCUCCAGAGAUCUUUCUUUUCGAUGCCUAGCACACGCCCAACUUGUCUCCUGUGUAAACAGAUGGCAUGCCUUUGAGGAAGCCAAAAUUUUGCCACAGUGUACAGGAAGUUCAUGUCAGGUAAAUUGGAAUGGAAAGGGUCCCCCUGAGCUUAGGGAGUUUGAGAAGCAUUGCUUUAAAGAGCAUAUGGAAUAUUUGGCAGAACCUCUUUUAUUGGAUAUUUCAAAACGGUGAGUUUUGCCGAAGCAACUUAUGAUUCUGUUCAAGGGUAUUCUCAAAUGACAACACUGCUUCAAUUUGAAGCCACUUAGUACUUUAUAUUGGCCUUACACUCUCGUGUAGAAGGAAGGUUCCAUUACCAUUCUUACCAGAGCAUUUUAUAGUUGCACGUCUUCCUCUACUCCCUUGUGCAGCUGUUAUAAUCAUGUUUUGUGACAGAUCAUGGGGCUUGUAGAAUAACCGGAGUGUGGUUUGCUGAAUCGACUGUGCUACUAAAGAUCAACAUGAAUAUCUAUCAAGGUAUUCCUCCAUAGACUUCUCUGCGCCUUUAGAGAUGUUCAUUUGCUUGAAAUCACAACCUUGAAAAUUGCACCAUUUAUGCAAUAAAGAAUAAACCAAUUUCAAUUCUCCUGCCCAACAAAAUAACAAACCGUAUAAGCUCAUCUGGCGCAUGCAUAAAGUGCUAUCUGUCAGACUCGGCUCCAGUAAAGUCAAUGGUGGAGAAGAGAAUCAUAGAAUCACAGAAUUGUAGAGCUGGAAGGGACCGUGAGGGCCAUCUAGUCCAAUCUUUUGCUCAAUGUGGAGCUUGAACCCACAACUGAGAUUAAAAAUCUCAUGCCCUGCUGACCGAGCUAUCUCAGGGAAAAGGGGAAAGUGUCAAAAUGGAAGUAUAGAGUUUGCAAGUUGUUCUGGUCAAGGAACAAGCCUGAUCCAGAAGCUUUUGUAGGGAUCAGGGUGUGUUAGGGUCUGGCCUAUCCUUGUUAAGAGGCUUUCUUGCUGGCCAUCUAACAGUUCCCUUCCUUUGUGCAUUGCCAGGUGAUGUUACAGAGGCCCAUCCUAACAAUCCCAGGUCCUGGAUUCAGUGGCAGAGCACAUGGAUUGCAUGCAGGAGGCUCCCAGUUCAACCCAUAGUACCUGAAGUUAAAAGGACCACUCACUGAGACCUCAGAAGUUGCUGCAGAUCAGAAUUGACAAUGCUGGGCUAGAUAGACAAAGAGCCUCACCUGAAACCAGGCAGCAUCCUUGCCUUGUUCAGGCAUUAUGCCUGAACAGGGAAUUCCCAACAUGAACAGAGAGUACAGGGUAGAGGGGAAGCACACACGAGCCCCACUUCCAAGAAUCCCAUGCAUGUUGGCCCCAUCUAUUCCACUCUUCAUCUUCUCAUGUUGUCCAGGUGGGUCUGAAGGACAUGUUGGAAUGCGUUUGGAAUCCUGUGCUAUCAAGGUUCAUUGCACAGGUUCUCCAUUUACGUUAGAACCAGACUUUAACCCAAAUGCAUCUUGGAUGCAGAGUUCUAGGAGUAAGUGGACUGUGGUUCUGACCCACCUCUGCAAUUUCUGCGGAACCAGGAUCAUUUUUUCAACUCUGCGUUUUGCUCCUAUACUUAGUGCACACCAGCCUGGCAGCAGUGAGCUGUACCUCUGUGUUUCCCACCCCUAUCCCCUGGGCCUGAUUGCUGAUACCAGACCAGGAGACCCCUCUGUGACUUUACAAUGUGAUCUUCUUAAGCUCCUCAGGUCUGAACGCAAGCUGGCUUAGAUUGCGCACCAACCAUUCAUCGCCCUUCUCCGAUCUAAGCGAUACAGAAAUCCCUUUACCAGUGUUAUCGUCGAGGAGCAGAGGGGUUCGCCCGCCCAGCUGUGAUUCCGGCAUUGCCUCUCCAGUAAGCAUUCUGGUUCUGAGUUCUGUGGAAAGAAGCACAAGUUGAUGGUAACCUCACUACUAGCAUCUCCUUCUGCAGCAUGACAGUGCAAACAUUCUCCCUGAGUUUUAGCCACCAGAAAAAAGAGACUGUCUAUUGUAAUAGAAGAAGUAAGGGUGACCAAUUUGGGUGUGGGUAGAGAUGGAUUGCCUCUUCAGAUCCACCUGAGUAAGGACUUCAAAGCACUAUGCAAGGUGCUGUUAAAAUAAAGUUUUCUCCCCGCCCCCCUAGAUUUAGCAGGGUAUUGCAUGGAAUUCUGCUGAAUAGAGCAGGAUUUAAACCCUCUGCAUCAGCUGAUGAGCUCCGUUUAGUUGCUUGGUCCUGUUCAUUGCUAGGAAAAGGCAUGUGGUAUGCCCCGCAGAGGACCUUAAGGUCCAUAAAUAGCAACACUCUAGAGGUCCCGGGCCCUAAGGAAGUCAGAUUAGCCUCAACCAGAGCCAGGGCCUUUUCAACACUGGCUCCAACCUGGUGGAACGCUCUGUCUCAUGAGACCAGGGCCCUGCGGGAUCUGAUUUCUUUUCGCAGGGCCUGUAAGGCAGAGUUGUUCUGCCUGGCCUUUGGCUUGGAACCAGCCUGAUCCCCUCCCCCUCUUUCCUUUUCCUUGACAUUUUUUUUCCCCAAACAGUUUUUAAUCUGGGCUUCCACUGAAAUGAGGCUGCAUUUUAAGUAGUAUUUUAAUCUUGUUUUUAAGUUGUAUUUUAAUCAAUUGUUUUUAUACCUGAUGUUAGCCGCCCUGAGCCCGGUCUUGGCUGGGGAGGACGGGGUAUAAAAAUAAAUAAAUAAAUAAAUAAAUGUGUAGCCUAUGCAGGGUUUAAUCCUCUCCUGUCACCCAUCAGAUGAUGUCACAAGUUAACGUGUGUCAGCUGCUGGGCAUGUGGACAUGGUUUGAGGGAAAGGGCCUCGUGGGCCAACUUGAGCUCCCUCAUGGGCCAUAGACCAGAGGUUUCUCACCCUUGCCUUAAAAUAAUUAAGAAGUGGUCAGGUGGUACGUAUUCUUGCUUUUACACUUUUUUAAACUUUGCGGCUUCUCACUAGCCUUGCUUUCUGGUGGUUAUUUGAGUCCUCAAAUAAGCUUAUAGACCUCCCAAUAAGCCUUUAAAGGUUUGCACCAAGACUUCCAUUGCAAAGCUGUCUAGUGGCAUUCCUGUGGAAUUCUGAAGAGCUCUGAGGUUUAUGUGUUGCUAAAGCAGAGCAGUUUUUUUUAAAAAAUAACUUAAACUUUUCAGUUUUAAAAAUAUCCUCUGCUGUUGUGCUCUAACAAAAAAACACAAACCAGAGCUCUUCCAUGCUUUGCAGGCAAUGUUUUGGACAGCUUUGCUUCUGGCAAAGCCCACGAACCUAGAGAAAUAUAGAGUUGUGGUGACACAAAACAGAGCACUCUGUGACAGGGGUGCCAAUUUGAAUAAAAUACUGGGGGGCAGGUAAGCCCCACCCUGCAAAAUUGAUCACAAGACGUGGUGCACACACACCAUUUCCAUGGCAAUGCUGAUCUAUUUGAGGGAGGCCUAGCCCCCUCAAAUAGGUUAGGGGGGCAGAGGGACCUUGGCUCCUAUGCUCUGUGGGGGGCCUGAUCCAAAUGGAGUUAGUUGUUGACAUUGUUCUUCAGGAGACCCCUAAAUCAUCCUGAUUUUUCAGUCCCCACCCCUAAUAAAUGUGCCAUCCUUUUAAGGUGCUUUUGCCAUUUUCUUUCAAAUGCAUUGAAAAUGUCCACUGUUUGGAAACAAGCUAAAGUAAUGUCUGAAAUUUUCGUGCUGAUUAAAAGGUAUCUGGCAGAAGGGGAAAUAUUCCUAAUUUGGCUUCUCCUCUUUCAAGCUUCCAUCAGAUUCCGUCAAGUAUCUCACCUGGCAUGAAUUAGAAGAGCAUGAUGUUCAAGGGAACCAAAUCCGCUGCCCCCGAGUGAGAGAAGGUAUAGAAAAAGAAUGUGGUUUGUAGCCUCCAUGAUAUUAGGAGAUAGUGGGGUGGGAAUGAUGGCAGAAAUAUGAAUUGUUGAGGCAGGUGCCUUGCUUUGGAGCUUGUGUGUGCUUCAACGAACAUGCCGUAGGAUUGUGCAGACAGACUGAUCUAUAAGUUCAGUGAAGGUGUACCUCUGCAUUCCCGUAGGAGCUUGCCCUUUUCAGUGAACUGACUGGGUUUAAUUGGUCUACUCAGUAGAUAAAUCAAAAGAUUUGGAUAAUUAUCUGUUGCAGGCCAAAUUUGAGUCAGCAGGGUUCCAUGUUAAAAAUAGGCUUGUUUGCAUUGCAGUCGUCCUGUUUGCAUGAAUAAUAAUAAUAAUAAUAAUAAUAAUAGUUAUUAUUUGUACCCCAUCUAUCUAACUGGGUUGCCCCAGCAAUUCUGGGCAGCUUCCAACCUGUAUCAAUAUAUAAUAAAAGGCUUCCCUAACCAUUCCUGUUAGGCAGAUCACUGACUAAUAGCCCAGAAUGAUUGUUGCUAUCAUGUCAAUGGGAGCUCAUGGUUAGCAGAUAAUUGGAUGUCUCUCUGUGUUUCAGAGCCUUCACCAACCUGCUGGCUCAGGCUGAUGGGAUUUGUAGUCCAAAAAAAUCUGUAGGCAUCACUGUUGUUUGUUUGUUUCCAUUUAUGACUUGCUUCCGAUAAAAUAUCUCAAAGCUAUUUAACAGUAAGGACAUCAACAGUAAGAAAAAAAUGCAACAAUUUAAAAUAGAAAGCAAUUUCAAACCCAGUACCGACAGAGACUGGGAUUACAAAAAUAUAUUUGGAAACUGUGCCUGUCUGAUAUGUAACAGAAGGGAGUUCCACAGGGUGGGUCCGCCAUGAUGAUGAUGUUUUUGGAAGGGGGCUCCCUACCUUUGGAACUUCCUCCUGUUAAAUAUUUCUCCUGCAGGCUCUUUCUUGCAGAGCAUGGUGAUCAGUUGGGCAUAUGAAUGAUGUGAUAUCCUGGUCCCAAGCUGUAUAGGGCUUUGUACACCAGUACUAGCACUUUGCACAAAAUAUGGUCUGAAGCUCAACAUCAAAAAAAAUGAAGAUCAUGGCCACUGGUCCCAUCACCUCCUGGCAAACAGAAGGGGAAGAAAUUGAGGCAGUGAGAGAUUUUACUUUCUUGGGCUCCAUGAUCACUGCAGAUGGUGACAGCAGCCACGAAAUUAAGAGACGCCUGCUUCUUGGGAGGAAAGCAAUGACAAACCUAGACAGCAUCUUAAAAAGUAGAGACAUCACCUUGCCAACAAAGGUCUGUAUAGUUAAAGCUAUGGUUUUCUCACUAGUAUGGAAGUGAGAGCUGGACCAUAAAGAAGGCUGAUCGCGGAAGAAUUGAUGCUUUUGAAUUAUGGUGCUGGAGGAGACUCUUGAGAGUCCCAUGGACUGCAAGAACAUCAAACUGAUCCAUUCUUAAGGAAAUCAGCCCUGAGUGCUCACUGGAAGGACAGAUCGUGAAGCUGAGUCUCCAAUACUUUGGCCACCUCAUGAGAAGAGAAGACUCCCUGGAAAAGACCCUGAUGUUGGGAAAGAUGGAGGGCACAAGGAGAAGGGGACGACAGAGGACGAGAUGGUUGGAUAGUGUCUUCGAAGCUACCAGCAUGAGUUUGACCAAACUGUGGGAGGCAGUGGAAGACAACAGUGCCUGGCGUGCUCUGAUCCAUGGGGUCACGAAGAGUCGGACACGACUAAACGACUAAACAACAACUAGCACUUUGAAUUUAGAUUAGUAGCUAAUUGGUAGCCAGACCAAUUCUUUCAGCAGUGGCACAGCAUGGUGGCAAUAUUCUUCCCCAGUAUGCAGUCGAACUGUUGCAGUUUACAUUAGCUUCAAUUUCUAGACCAACCUCAGGGGCAGCCACACACACAGUGCAUUGCAGUUGUCCAACGUGGUGGUUGCCAAUGCAUGGAAGACAGUGGUCAGGCUACCCUGGUCCAGAAAUGGUUGUUGCUGGAAGCUGGUGAAAGGCAUUCCUAGCCACUGAGGUCACCUGGACUUCUAGUUACGGAUAUGGAUCUAGGAAUGCCCUCAGAUUAUGAAUCUGCUUCCUCAGGAGAAGUAUGACCUUGUCCAAAGUGGUCAAUUUACCAUUUAUCCUGGCUAAGGCUCUGCCCACCCACAGUGCCUCCAUCUUGCCAGGAUUCAGACUGGGUUUAUUGGCCCAGGACUUUAAUGAUGAUGAUGAUGAUGAUGAUGAUAAUUUGUUAUUUAUACCCCGCGCAUCUGGCUGGGUUUCCCCAGCCACUCUGGGUGGCUUCCAACAAAAUAUUAAAAUACAAUAGUCUGCUAAACAUUAAAAGCUUCCCUAAACAGGGCUGCCUUCAGAUGUCGUCUAAAAGUCUGGUAGUUGUUUUUCUCUUUGACAUCUGGUGGGAGGUCGUGCCACAGGGCAGGUACCACUACCGAGAAGUCCCUCUGCCUGGUUCCCUGUAACUUGGCUUCUUGCAGCGAGGAAACUGCCAGAAGGCACUCAGCCCUGGACCUCAGUGUCCGGGCAGAACAAUGGGGGUGGAGACGCUCCUUCAGGUAUACUGGACCAAGGCUAUUUAGGGCUUUAAAGGUCAGCACCAACACUUUGAAUUGUGCUCAGAAACGUACUGGGAGCCAUUGUAGUGUUAUGUGGUCUCGGCGGCUGCUCCCAGUCACCAGUCUAGCUGCCGCAUAACCAGAGAUAACUAGAGCAUGCACCACUCUGGCGAGACAGUCCGUGGGCAGGUAGGAUCUCAGCCUGCAUACCAGAUGGAGCUCAUAAACAGCCGCCCUGGAUAACAGAAUUGGCCUGUGCCUCCAUGGACAGCUGUGAGUCCAAAAUGACUCCUAGGCUGCACACCUGGUCCUUCAGGGGCACAGUUACCCCAUUCAGGACCAGGGAUUCCUCCACACCUGCCGGCCUCCUGUCCCCCAAAAACAGUACUUCUGUCUUGUCAGGAUUCAACCUCAAUCUGUUAGCCGCCAUCCAUCCUCCAACCGCCUCCAACUCACACAGGACCUUCACUGCUUUCACUGGUUCUGAUUUGAAAGCGAGGUAGAGCUGGGUAUCAUCUGCAUACUGAUGAACACCCAACCCAAACCCCCUGAUGAUCUCUCCCAGUGGCUGCAUGUAGAUGUUGAAAAGCAUGGGGGAGAGGGCAGAACCCUGAGGCACCCCACAAGUGAGAGCCCAGGGGUCUGAACACUCAUCCCCCACCACCACAUUCUGAACACAGCCAAGGAGGAAGGAGAAGAACCACUGUAUAACAGUGCCCCCAGCUCCCAGCCCCUCAAGACGGUCCAGAAGGAUGUUAUGGUCGAUGGUGUCAAAAGCCGCUGAGAGAUCCAGCAGAACUAGGAAACAGCUCUCACCUUUCUCUCUAGCCCGUCGGAGAUCAUCAACCAGUGUGACCAAAGCAGUUUCAGUCCCGUGAUGAGGCCUGAAUCCCGACUGGAAGGGAUCCAAAUGGUCCGCUUCUUCCAGGCGUGCCUGGAGUUGUUCAGCAACCACUCGCUCAGUGACCUUGCCCAAGAAUGGAAGAUUUGAGACUGUGUAAUAGUUGGCCAUAUUGGCCACAUGGUUUUUUAAGAAGCGGUUUAAUAACCACCUCUUUUAGCGGGUCUGGGAAAGCUCCCUCACAAAGAGAAGCAUUCACCACCCCGUGAAGCCUAUCACCCAGCCCUUCCCAGCUAGCUUUUAUAAGCCAGGAUGGGCAAGGAUCAAGGAGACAGGUGGUUGGUUUCACUCGUCCAAGCAGCCUAUCCACAUCCUCAGAGGUAACAGAUUGGAAUUGAUCACACGCAACUUGACUAGACAGGACGCUAGCACUCUCCCGCCCGGCCCUGCUCCCACUGUGGAGUCUACCUCUUCCUGAGUCUGAGCGACUUUAUCUGCAAAAAACUUUGCAAAAUCAUUGCAUGAGAUCAUGUGGCCCAUAGUGGGCCCCAAUGGAGCAGGUGAUUCCACUAAAUUGUGAACCACCUGAAAGAGUCUCCUGUUGCUGUUUUCUGCAGAUGCAAUAGAGGCGGUGAAGAAAGUCUUCUUCACCGUUGCUACCGCCACCUGGUAGGCUCAACAUUGAGCUCUAACCCAUGUCCAGUCAGCUUCAGAAUGAGUUAUCCGCCACCAGCACUCUAGCCAUCUCAGCGAUUGUUUCAUCGCCCUCAGAUCCGUGGAAAACCACAGGGCUGUCCGGGCUCCAUGCAAUCGGAGAGAGCGCUUCGGAGCCAAACAGUCAAUAGCCCUGGUUAACUCCACAUUCCAGCAGGCAACCAGGGAAUCAGCUGAAAGGUCAUCAACAUGGGAUAAAGCAUCCCCUACCACUCUCUGGAAACCAUUUGUGGAAACCACUUUCCAUUAAGUGGCGGGGACGGACCAUCCAAAUCGGUCCCACGUCCCUGCAGAAGGGAAAGGUCAUGGAGAAGUCCAGUUGCACCAGGAAGUGAUCUGACCAUGGCACUUCUUUAGUUUAGCUUUUACUCAGUGUCAGAUCACCAACUUGCACAGCUUCUCCCAGUUCAGAAGUGAUAGAAAAAUAGGUCUGGGUAUCAUCAUCCCCAAAUUUCCUACUGACCGGCAGCUUCAUAUACAGUAGAUGUUAAAUAGCAUUGGAGACAAGAUGGUAUCCUAUGGUAUCCCACAGUACAGUUGCCAGGAGGCAGACAGAUAAUCGUCCAAUGACGUUCUCUGAAAGUGAUCCCAGAGAUAGGAUCAGAACCAACGUAAAACAGAGCCGCCAGCAUGCAUCUCACUGUGUCGGCUCAAAAGGAUAUCAUGGCCUAUGGUAUCAAAAGCUGCUGAGAUAUCAAGUAACAACAGGGUCUCAAUCCCCGUUCCUUCUCCUGAAAAAGGUCAUCCAUCAGGGUGAUCAAGGCCGAUUCAGUCCCACAAGCAGGCUGGAAGCUGAAUUAAAAGUGGGUCAAGAUAAUUGGCUUGCAACCGUCCUGCUGUGACCCUCUCAAUCACUUUCCUCCCCCCCCCAAGGGGGCAUUUGUGACCAGACAGAAGUUGUCACAAGCCAAUGGCUCUUGGGUGGGCUUUUUCAAUAGUGGUUGAAUCACUGUCUCUUCCAAGAUGGCCAGGACAACUUCCUCUCCUAAGCAGGGCUUUUUUCCAGCUGCCAUUAUAAGAGAACAAGGGAGGCAUUCAUGCUAAGUUCUGGCACCUCAUUUUCUAGAAAAAUAGAUAUCACAGCCCCCAGAAUAUCAGAAGCCUGCUUCACAGUAACUUAGAGAGGAGUCUUCAGUAUGGUUGCCCCCAUGCUGUUCUACAGCAUCUCUAUUGAGAUAUGACAGGCACCCACAAUCCAUACUUUGUAGAAACAUUUGAAGUGGUUUGGUUUUUCUUUUGACUGGCUUUUCCAGCAAGGUGGAAAUGUCUGUGCCUUAGGUCUCCAUUCUGUCUUCAGUUGUUUUUGUACUGUUUUAGACUAUUUUUUAGCUGUUUUGUUUUUAUGGUAUAUUGGUAAAUCAGUUUGAGACACAUGUAAAAGGUGAUUCAUAAGCAAUACUAACAGCACUAAUGAAUUAAACUUUAUUGUUUAAAGCCAUAGACAGUCACAAUAUAAAUAGAGCAAACAAUAUAUUUAACAUAUUCGAUGAUGAUGAUGAUGAUGAUACCCCCUCAGCAUGCUUUAGAAGCCAGGGGCAAGGAUUAUCUAGCCCAGUGGUUCCCGAUUAGCCAAUUACUGAGGGUGCCCUAUUUUUUCAAAAGUCAAGCCACGGACCCCCUACUUUUGAAAAUUUUGAUAACUCUAUGGUAGUUACCUCUGCAAAGCAAUUCUUUGAAGAAAAUGUGGGGUAGCCCUAAUAAGCAAAGGAUUUUAGGUACACUUUAAAAAAACGGACCAUAGAAUUUGUGAUAUUACCAUGCAAAAAUGACAAAAACUUAGUUGGAGGAGAGGCACAGGGUGGGACCAUGGACCCCCAGGGGUUCCCAGACCCCUAACUGGGAGCCACUGGUCUAGCCUCUUUUGUUGCCCUUUGUUCUCUAGUAUACCAAAGUGCAGAACAGGCCCAGCAGUGCCAGAGGGGGUGGUCAGAGAAAACUGUAUCAAGAGAGUAUCAUGUCUCACUUGUCCACUGUGCCAUUGCCACCUGGAAAAACAGCCCCUGGAAAAACGACUCCAUUUGGGUCGUCGUUGACCCCCCCGCCAAACAUUCCCUCUCCACCUUUGUGAAUUUGGGAUCAGCUCUGGUUAUUAGCCAAAUGCUGUAUUUGAUUAAUGGAUCUUCUUAGUAAACUUGACGCAGCUUACAACAAAGAAAUGGGCCAUGGUAGGAUGUUACAGAAUGUUGGGAGCUUUCAUAAGAAGCAAUCACCUUACUCAUUCCUCAGUACCAUAAUAAAGCACAUGCCGUGGGAUUUUGGCAGCAAACACAUUUAUUUAAAGUGGCAGAACAAUGCAAAGCAGGUAGAAGAUUGUGGAACUGUCAAAUCCAAAGUUAGGCUUGUGUUGGCAGGUUAGAAAAUGUGGGUUCUUCAGGAGGCGGGGGUGUUUCCUUCCCCACACUUUCUGCCAACUGAGGAUUUUAAUGGAUUCUACUUCCCAUUGGUCCCGGUGGAGGAGAAAAUGAGUAUGCCAACCCAGGACUGGCAUAUUUUACUUUCCCCUCUGGAGGAAUAAGAGAUUUGGAUAAGCCUCCCUAAAUCCAAGUCACACACACACACCCAACACACACACAGAGCACCUCCUUUUUGCCCUCCGCUGUAGGAGCUCAGACAGCAGAGGACCAACAGCCACUGAGGCUUUCACACCUGCAGUGAGGAGACCUAAAGGAUCAUCUUCUCUGUAUCUCUCACUUUCCACCCAUGGAGAGGAGGAACUGCAAAUCCUAUGGCCUUUAUGGCUUUCUAGGCACCAUGCCAUAGGUCUCUUAAUUGAUCCAUUAAUUGGUUAGUUAAAAAGUAGCUGAUUGAUCAGUUGGCAGCCCCAAUUAUCAUGUUCAAUUGGAGCUACGCAGUUUAUCUGUGUAUGGGCCUGCAGCUGAUACAUACUACUAUCCCAGUGAUCAGGAAGUAUGAAGAAAUCAUGGAACAGAAAGGAAUAAAGCAAUCAAAGCCUGGCAUCGGAGAUAAGAAGUAAUUUGCAAUGAGAAUCAGUUGAAAGAAUUCCAAUUUGUUUUCCUGGCAGCCGUCAUCAUCCCUUUCUCCCCCAAAGCAAUCUUGAAAGCAAUCCAAUAUGGCAAAUACAUUAUCGUAACAAUGCAGGCAUCCAUGAUCGUCCCAACUUCCAUUUCAAUGCUGCCUUUCUGGGACCUAGAUGGAGAUCAGUUUUGCCAGAUACAGCUGUCCGAAGAUCUAAUCCCCAACCCGUUAUUUCAUUCACUGUUGUUGACAAACAAUAAAUAUGAGAAAGAUUAUAUGAGAAAAUCCUUAAGAUAUGGGAAAUUGCAUGGUUAUGCUGUCAUUCCACUCUUGAAUUUGGCUUUGUACGUUGUUGCUUUUUAACUGUAUCAAAAACCUACGGAGCCUGUUUGCACAGAGGCUGACAGUGGGAGAAAACAAAUACGUGUGUCUGCAAUGGGAAAUAAAGACUUUUUCAGAGCACUUUAAACUCUCAUUUAUUUGUUUUCUUUUAUUAAAGAAUGCAUAACCCACUUUUCAUUGCUCUCACAAGGUGGUUUGGAAAUUUCAAGCUACAUAGGGAUGUAUUAAUCACACAAAUCAUUUUUUAAAAAACCCAAUCCUAAUAAAUAAUCAGCAGCAAAUCACAAAAUUAUCCAGGCACAUCAACCAAACACAGACUAAAAUAAGUCUAUAGAAAUUUUUUAAUAACCAGUAAGGAUGAGCCAUCCUUAUGGAUGAAGGACCAAAAAGGUCUUGUCCCUCAGCCACUGAUCUUAAACCUUGGGUAGGCUCAUAUGCAUCCAGGCAGCCUUUCAGAUACAUAUUCUGUGGUGCCAGGUGUGCAUAGAAGCAACCAGAGUCUUAAAGUACACUCCUAGUUGUUCCUUGGCGAGACAGGCUUGCUGUCAGUGCCAAUCAGCUGAUCAGCAGUGAAAGCAAGCCCUGGUGGGAUCAGUAACACUGCUGAGGUACCAACUGGCAGCACAGCCAAUCUGUGCCCAGUCAGCUGAUUAUUGGAACAUAGUUCCAAAGGUUGCUAGCAAAGGAAAUAUUCACUAAGGGUCAUCUAAUGUCAUUUGUGAUGCCAGCCCCUGCCCAUCUGCCAAAGUGGCCUAUGGGGGAGCUCAGCAUCGGACUCGCUGACCAGAUCCUGUUCACUGACCCUGGUUUAGAGCUUUAAAGACCAAAGGUAAAGGUAAAGGGACCACUGACAGUUAAGUCCAGUCGCAAAAGACUCUGGGGCUGCGGCACACAUCUCGCUUUACAGGCCGAGGGAGCUGGCGUUUGUCCGCUUCGCAGCCAGUUUUUCCAGGUCAUGUGGCCAGCAUGACUAAGCCGCUUCUGGCACAACAGAAUACCGACACCUGAGCAGCACACGGCAAUGCUGUUUACCUUCCCGCCAGAAUCUGCUUGCACUUUUGGGUAUGCUUUUGAACAGCUAGGUUGGCAGGAGCUGGGAGCGAGCAACGGGAGCUCACCCCUUCACAGGGAUUCAAACCACCGACCUUUUGAUCGGCAAGCCCAAGGCUCAGUGGUUUAGACCACAGUGCCACCCGCGUCUCCCUUAAAGGCCAAAUGCAGCCCAUUACAUUGGGCCCAGAACCCAAAAGGAAGCCAGUGUAGCUAGCCCAGAAUUGGUGUGCAGUAAUGCAAUCUGAACACCUGGCACUUAGCCUUAAUGGCUCUCUCUCACAAAGUAUAUAUAAUGUACUCCAACUAUGGAGUUGUCUUCCCAGGGAAGUCCACCUGGCAGGAGAAUCAUUAUCGUUUUGGCACAAGGCUUUACCUCCAGGGAUUAAAUUUUUAAUGUUUUGUCUGCUGGUCUGGGUUUGAUUUUGUGAGCUGGUUGUUCUAAUAGUGGCUCCUACUAGUCUAGUGGUGCAAAUUUUGAAACACAAUUGCUUUUAGUGAGCCAUAUUUCAAAAAGGACACCCUAAAAGUUGUUGAGCUAAAAAUGCGAUUUUUAGAUUGACUUGCCUAAGAUCCAAAGAUCCAGGACAAAGAGCCACUUUUCUGAAAUUUCCUCCCAAUGUCUAUUCUGCCUUUGAAAUCUCAGUAAUGUCUGGGAAGAUUCGGACGUAUGGCAGCCCUAGUUUGUAUGCUAUUUGUAUGUGUUUUGUGUAAGCGGCCUUGAAACUUUUGAGGUGUAAGGCACUAUAAAUAUAUGUGUGUUUGUAUACAAGUGUGUGUGUGUGUGUGUGUGUGUGUGUGUCACACAUACAUGUACACAUAUCCCCUCUUGCAUAUUUCUAAGCUUUGAAAUAUUCUGCUAAGAUAUAAGGUAAAGGUAAAGGAUCCCUGGAUGUUUAAGUCCAGUCAAACUUCACUAUGGUGUGGUGGUGCUCAUCUCGCUUUCAGGCCAAGGGAGCCGGCGCUUGUCCGCAGACAGCUUUCCUGGUCAUGUGGCCAGCAUGACUAAACUACUUCCCACGCAACAGGACCCUGUAAUGAGUGCCAUACCAAAUGGAAACGCCGUUUACCUUCUUGAUGCAGCUGGUAUGCUUUCAAACUGCUAGGUUGGCAGGAGCUGGGACAGAGCAAUGGGAGCUCAGCCCAUCAUGUGGACUCGAACUGCUGACCUUUCAAUCGGCAAGCCCAAGAGGCUCAGUGGUUUAGACCACAGCGCCACCUUUGUCCCUGUGAUAGGAGCAGGAAUAUAAUGUUGAGAUGCCCUUCUCUCUCCCCACCUCUUCUCUGCCACAGCCUUAUACUGUCUAUAACAUUAGUGUCUCACAUUGAAUAUAACUGAUCUGUAGACAGGACUCUUUGAACUGAAAGCAGAGGUGCUAUGUGUACUUUUGUAACCCCAUAAAAUCUUAAUAAAAACAGUUUUUUGAAAAAUAUUGAGAUGGAUAUCUAUAUUUCUGAACAGGACCUUCUGAAGAAGAGCGUUUUUUCAGAGGAGAGCAUCACACUCUGUGUGCCAGAAAAAAACUGACAGAGAAUGAGAAAUGGGAACAAAGACUGCAAGAGAACUGGGAAAACUGUGUGGUAAGGACUUCUUUAAAAUUGUGGGCUUUAUUUUUUAAAAAACGUUGCUAGUAAUAUCUCAUUCAGGCUGCAUUCCUAUACACUCUUACAAGGAAGUAGGUGUCAUUGGACUCCUAAAUUAUUGUUUCUGACUCUGGAUAAAAAGUAUAGGACUGUCAGUGCAGUUUUAAAAAUAUUUUAUUUAAAGAAUUUGUAUCCUGCACUUCUGCCAAAAAGUGUUCCCAUAGCAGCUUAUAGAUCACAACAAGACAGUCCCUACCCUUAGGUUUAUAAUUGUAAAAUAUGGGGCACAAAAGGAAAUCUGAUUAGGAGGAAGGAGAUUUGUACUUAUGUAUGACAUCCUCCUACCUAUCAAAUUUCCAUUUGUGCCACAUCUUUUUAGAUUACAGUAAUCGCUUACUCUUAUUCUUCCUCUACUACUACUACAGGAUUCUCAACCCUGUCAGGUAGUUUGAACCUCUGCCAAAGAAGGCAGCAAAAUUCAGCUUGUCAAAUUUGUCACCCUAAUUUGUUAGCAGUUAUAGGUAUAACAGAGAGCCUAUAUGCAAAAACCAAAUUAACUCAGUGAGCCUCACAGUAGCUCAGCCAUCUUGCUUAGAAGUAAGGAGAGUUCUGUGUUGCAUGGAAACCAAGGGCCAAACAGAGAUGUGCAAAGUAAUCUCUGCUCCCUUUAAACAUUUAUUGUAUCCUUUAAACAUUUGCAAUCGAGCUAUGGAAUCUGGAGAUCCAUACUGGAACUGUGACAGGGGACAUUUUAACCCUUGCCUCUGUACCAUUUUCACCCCAUGAAUAUCUACCAACACCACCUCAGAGCUGUGAUAUGCAUUUCCCAACAGAGUAAAUAACAGUUUUGGAAGAGAUUUUUCUUGGGAAAAGAACAUGGUGGGAUUAACCCUCCCACCUCACCAAAUUACUCAAAUCCAUAUUGUGGUCCACUGGAGUUGUUAUUUGCAAGACCUGAGAUGCAUUCUUGUCUAGUUUGGUCUUGAUGCUGUCAUAAACGUUCAGUGUGCCAAAGAUCUCCACUUGACUGUUCAGCUAAAUGGGAUCUAUUUGUGUGUUCUUUGAAUUCCCUCCCACCACCAGAGUUUAAAUCUUUCGUACCAAGACUUGGGAGACCUUUACCAGGUAGAAAACUGCAAAAGGAUUCUCCGCCGUCUAAUCCGAGUGGAGAGGCUUUGGCUGGUGGACAACUCCUUGACAGAUCUAAGUGCCAUAUGCUUGCCAAGGUAAUUUGAUUAUUAUUGGGACUUUUCCAAGCAUUAACUAAGUUAAUAGCAGAACGAUGUAUAUCCCAUGCAUCCACAGUCACGAUUGCAAGCAAUUUACUAUAGUGGGUUUAAAUCAUUAGAUCACGUUAUACAUCAUUUGUUGCAAGCGCCAUCUGGAGAGGUGUUUUUUGGCCACUAGAAAUUGCACUCGACCUUAGUUCAUCCAAGUUUUAUUCAGCUUGGAAACUAGGCUUUCCCAGUUCAGAAAAGAAGCCAGGAACUUGAACCACAGUUUGGAGUUAUUAUAAGAUCCUAGACUGUUCUGACCCUGGCAACCACCAUUUGCCAGUCUGAAUGGAAAAAGGGGGGAUAAUGGUUGACAGAUUGUGCAAAGCUGAGGCUUCUGCAGGACAUAUUCUCAGGGUUGUUUCACUGGAACAUUAUCUCAUCACCCCAGAAAGUAGCACACCCAACUGUAGCAUAAGGUAAAGGGGUAAAGGGACCCCUGGCCAUUAGGUCCAGUCGCUGACGACUCUGAGGUUGCGGCGCUCAUCUCGCUUUAUUGGCCAAGGGAGCCAGUGUACAUCUUCUGGGUCAUGUGGCCAGCAUGACUAAGCCACUUCUGGCAAACCAGAGCAGCGCAUGGAAAUGCCGUUUACCUUCCUGCUGGAGCAGUACCUAUUUAUCUACUUGCACUUUGACAUGCUUUUGAACUGCUAGGUUGGCAGGAGCAGGGACCGAGCAAUGGGAGCUCACCCCAUUGCGGGGAUUCGAACCGCCAACCUUCUGAUUGUCAAGCAGGCUCUGUGACUACAGCGCCACCCGUGUCCCAUAGCACUGUAGUGUAGCCGGUGCUAUAUAAACAACCUGAGAGAGGCAGCCAGGUGAGAGGCAGUGAAGAGUGGAAGAUGCUGUCUGUGUUGCAAGGAGGGAGGAAAAACCAAGGCAAGCUUUUUUCCCCCUGAAGGGAAAGGAAAGUUCCAAAACAAAAAGGCAAAUCAAGGCUGGGAGACAUUUACUGUAGCUCUUGCAGCGAUACCAAAUAGUCUCUGUGUGGUCUUAUCAGAAAGGGAGUUUUUCCACACAUUGGUUAAUUGGAGACUUCUGGGUUUAAUUGCCGCAGGUUGUGAAAGGGGAAGCAAAGUGGCUGUUGACAUCUUGGCUAAUUGUGUCAAGAAACUGUUUUCCAAAUGAGCCCCUUCACUGACACAGGAAGAGUGUCAGAGAAAUGCAAUGUGAAACCAAGCUGAUACGGUCCUCACCUGAGGUCUUGACCGUUUCACAAACAGAUCUUUGAGCAUAGUUCUUGCCGCACUGGAGACUAAUGAGCGCAUUUUCUGGUGCCUUUUGUAAGAUAGUGUCAGUAUGGGGGUCCAUUGAAUUGCUUCUUACAAAAGAAUCAUUGUCUACAUUUUCAGGACUUAAAAUAAUAACCUCCCAAAAAACCCUUGUUGUUGUAAGUUGGAAUGUCUUUUUCCCUGCAUGUAAUAACUGAUUGCACACAUUUAAUGUGCUUUCCAGAUGCAAAGAGCUGAAACUCAGCAGAAAUCAUUUUACAUCCUUCAAGCAGCUGCCAAAACUACCUGCGAUUCAACAUCUGUCCCUUGAUGAGAACAACAUUGAGACCCUACAUGGGCUGUGUGCCCUGAGACACACUCCACUGGAGUCUCUCGUACUCCAGAGGAACCCCUGUGAGUUUCAUGACAACUACAGGCAGCUGUAAGUUAUUGCACGCCACUGGAGUGUAUUUAGUAGCAAGUCGGUCUGCAACAAAAUGUUGCAGCGUGUCAAGUGUCUCAUUUAGUCAGCCACCCCCUGCGCUCCACUCCAAUAGUCUGUCCCAGGGAUGGGGAACCUGUGGCCCUCCACAUGUUGCGGCAUGACAGCUCCCAUCAUUCCUGACUCUUUCACCACCCCUCUUAUCCAGCUCCCCCCUGCCAACAGUCACUUGCUUCUCUAUGGCCAGUGGGCAAAUUGGGUCCUCACUGGUAUAUUGAGGGGAAGGGGGGUUUGCACCCUUGAAUCCCCCCCAUCCUUUUGUACUUUGCAAACCAUGGGGUUCCUUUGAGUCUGCUGACACCUCCCUCUCAUACAUGGAUAGGAAACAUAGGAUUUUCACAGAGUCCGAUCGAGGAUCCUUCUAGCUCAGUAUUGACUGGCAUGGACUGUCUAGGAUUUCAGAUAGGGGAUAUUGUGAGAGCCGGUGUGGUGUAGUGGUUAAGAGCGGUGGACUCGUAAUCUGGUGAACCGGGUUCGCGUCUCCGUUCCUCCACAUGCAGCUGCUGGGUGACCUUGGGGGGGGGGGGACACAUCCUCUGUAUGCAAGGAUGUAAGAAAAGCCCUGCUGGAUCAGACCAAAAGUUUAUCUAGCUCAGCACCCAGCACAAUGUUUUCUGUCUGGCCAACCAGAUGCUCUUAGCCAUGCUAGGGGAUGUCUCUGCUUGUCACCGAGAGCCAGCGUGGUGUAGUGGUUAAGAGCGGUCUCCGCUCCUCCACAUGCAGCUGCUGGGUGACCUUGGGCUAGUCACACUUCUCUGAAGUCUCUCAGCCCCACUCACCUCACAGAGUGUUUGUUGUGGGGGAGGAAGGGAAAGGAGAUUGUUAGCCGCUUUGAGACUCCUUAGGGUAGUGAUAAAGCGGGAUAUCAAAUCCAAAACUCUUCUCUCUCUCUCUUCUCUAUCUGGAGAUGUCGGGGAUUGAACUUGGGGCAGCGUUUCUCAAACUUGGGUCUCCCCAAGCUGUUGUUGGACUACAACUCCCAUCAUCCCUGACCACUGGUCCUGCUAGCUAGGGGUGAUGGGAAUUGUAGUCCAACAGCAGCUGGGAACCCAAAUUUGAGAAACACUGACCUGGGGGCGCUUCUGUGUGCAGUUCAGAUUCUCUGCCACUGAACAAUGGCCCUUCUCCUGGUAUUGUCCUGAGUGGUGGUGUUUUGCGUACCGAAACACUUCUGAACACUGGAAAUAGAAGGAAUUGUGCGUUCCUGGGAAAGCAUGUGAAGUUGUUCUCAGAUUCACUGAUACACCCAAAGGCAUGGGAGUUGUAAGUUAAAGCCCAUAACCUUAACCUCUGCACCAUGGAGUCAGUCAAAGCAUUCUACUCUCACAUACUGUGCUCACUUAGAGUUUAAUUUCUGGACACCAGCUGUUUCCUUUGGUUUUUCUAGUGGGUCCACUAGCGGCAAAAGUGAGGUUGACUGACACACACACACCAAAUUUCAGGGAUGGAGAGCCCAAACUGGAGAGGGAGGGUAUGGGAGCAAAAUUGAAGUUAAGGUCAAGGGCAUGGGAUGGUGGAAAUUAAUUUACUCCUAAAUCAUAUUCUCUUCUAGUGUGUUCUCUAACUUGCCAAACUUGAAAAUGCUGGAUGGGAUCCUGAAACUGCCAGAGGACUGUCCUCCACCGGAAACCAAUUUUAUGUCGAAAAUAUGCACCAUCCUAUAG